Thrips palmi is the source of this 1202-nucleotide messenger RNA. Its product is annotated as tRNA-specific adenosine deaminase 2-like. Gene Ontology annotation, cellular component: nucleus; cytoplasm. Lineage: Eukaryota; Metazoa; Arthropoda; Insecta; Thysanoptera; Thripidae. Bases 134 to 1051 code for a protein of 305 amino acids. Gene Ontology annotation, molecular function: single-strand selective uracil DNA N-glycosylase activity; oxidized pyrimidine nucleobase lesion DNA N-glycosylase activity; tRNA-specific adenosine-34 deaminase activity. Gene Ontology annotation, biological process: tRNA wobble adenosine to inosine editing; base-excision repair. The record is from RefSeq and is a predicted model, not a curated record. The transcript is spliced from 6 exons.
CCCCCUUGCCCACCUAGCCAGGAUUUCCUUACAGUAGCUUGCAUUGGGGCAUGUCGAUUGCGAAGUGGACAGUUGUUUUAUUGUUGUUGGUGUUCGGCCUGUGGAUGCUGGGGGUAUUGGGUGUAAAAAACGCAUGCAUUCUAGUCUUGUUUGUUCUUCACUGCUCAAUUCACUUCUAUUUAAGAUGAUGAAAUUGGAGAGUGUUGACAAUGAGGUGGAAGCGAUACAGGACGGUCAAAGCUUUCAAAGUGAUGACAUCGACCAACCAUCAACAAAUACCACAUUUGUUACAAAUUUAAGCCCUUCGAUAGCUGAGGAACUCUUGCGCAUUGAGCUAGAACUGUGCGCACAAAUAAGCUCACUGAUGUUUAGUCUGCCUGUACGGUAUGUGUACAGUCCAAUUGAGUAUGCAUUUGAUCUGCACGCUCAGUUUGUCAGGAAUUUCUGUAACACAUCAAAAAAGGUUCUCUUCUUGGGAAUGAAUCCAGGACCUUGGGGCAUGUCACAGACUGGGGUCCCUUUUGGAGAGGUAUCAGUUGUGAAGGAUUGGUUUGGUUUGCAGGGGUCUGUCAAAAAGCCGAAGCACGAACAUCCAUCAAGGCUGAUACAAGGGCUAGACUGUCGACGCAGUGAAGUUAGUGGCAAGCGAUUUUGGGGUCUUUUCCGAGAAAUCUGUGGCUCAAACCCCUACUUAUUUUUUAAGAAUUGUUUCAUUUACAACCAAUGUCCAAUAGCUCUUAUGUCUGAUACUGGAAAAAACAUUACACCUGCAGAGUUGAAGGCUUCUGAAUCAAAAGUUCUGCUAGCUUUCUGUGAUAAAGCUUUGACCAAAGUGAUUCAACUCCUGAAAGUCCAUUUGGUUGUUGGAAUUGGGAAAUUUGCAGAAAAGAGAGCUUGCAUAGCUUUAAAUGAAGCAUGCUUGAAAGAAGUCAAGGUUGUCUCAAUUCCUCACCCAAGUCCCCGUAAUGCUCACUGCAGUGGAAAUUGGAAAGAGGUGGUAGCAAAGAUUUUGACAGAUCUGGGCAUUCUUGACCUUCUAUCUGGCAACUGAAAUUUAUUCUUAGGCUUUCUGAAAGAAAAGAAAGAAGUUAAAAUGGAUUCUUCUGCGUCCAAGUCAGAUGACUUUUUCCCGGAGAAAAAGGAAAGUUCUUCCAGAGGGGACUUGAAGGAUGACAUUCCGGUUGUUGGGGACAAGUUGAAAG